AUGGGGAAAAUGGAUGUAAAGACAAAGACAAAGAUAAGGAUAAAGAUAAAAGAUACCCCCACGUCAAUUGUUUGUGAACCCUUAAAGGCAGCUGAAAUAUUGGAUAUGGCAGAUAUCAUGCUGGGAAAUGCUGGCCAUCCUGACGUUGUUCACAGUCAACACACGACCUUGCAAAUGGCAUCAUCUUUUUCCUCUUUCCCGUGCAUUUUCUUUCAGAAGUCAGAGGAGGUCUUUGUUAGGAUUAUUUCAUUCGCUUAG
Messenger RNA from Dovyalis caffra, 258 nucleotides. The record is from the annotation of a GenBank genome assembly. Lineage: Eukaryota; Viridiplantae; Streptophyta; Magnoliopsida; Malpighiales; Salicaceae.